Molecule: messenger RNA, 945 nt
Organism: Spirodela intermedia
Lineage: Eukaryota; Viridiplantae; Streptophyta; Magnoliopsida; Alismatales; Araceae
Source: the annotation of a GenBank genome assembly
AUGGAAUUCCAAGAGGGAAGAAGAGAGAGACAGCUCUUUGAUCAAGAAGAACCCGAGGAUCCCUCUCAGACCCGCCGCGCUCCCUUCAUCUUCCACCAGCCCCCUUCGACCUCUUCCUCCUCGCAGAUGGACUCUACAGACAACGGCGGCGGCGUUGCCAUGGUGGAAAAGGAGCACAUGUUCGACAAGGUGGUGACUCCCAGCGACGUGGGGAAGCUUAACCGCCUCGUCAUCCCGAAGCAGCACGCCGAGAAGCACUUCCCCCUCGACCCCUCAUGCAGCGAGAAGGGGUUAUUGCUAUGCUUCGAGGAUAGAACAGGGAAGCAAUGGCGCUUCCGCUAUUCCUACUGGAACAGCAGCCAGAGCUACGUGAUGACCAAGGGCUGGAGCCGCUUCGUCAAGGAGAAACGCCUCGAUGCCGGGGACACCGUCUCGUUCCAGCGCGGACUUGGCGAAUCAGCCCGCCACCGCCUCUUCAUCGACUGGAAGCGCCGCCCCGACCUCCCCAUGUCCCCCCGCCUCAAUCAGAACCCCGCGAUAAUGUCCUUCGCCCGCUCUGUAGUCCCUUGGGGCAACUUCGUCUCCUCCACGUCGGGAACCUUUGAUCCCCGCCGACACCUGGGCUUCCCUUACAAUGCUGUCGCCUACCCCUCGGACACGUUCUGGUAUCUGAGAUCGGCGGGCACCCCAUCGCAGGUCCCAGUGCAACUUGGGGGCGGCGGACAUGGCACGCCCGUAGUUUUAAACUCGGUACCGGUGAUCCCCAGCAACGCUGCCGCCAAGAGGGUGAGGCUGUUCGGCGUGAAUUUGGAUUGCGCGGCUCCUGAAGAAGCUGAUUCGGAUGGUGAUUCCACGGAUCGUCUUCGACUGAGUCUUGGGGUCUCGGAGAUCCCCGAGUCGCCGAGCAAAGAUAAGCACCCAAUGUCAUUGGACCUGGAGAUGUAG